UCCUUUGACAAACUAAUAGCAGUGCUGUCAAAAAGUAAAAUAAACAUUUUGUUGGUUUAUAUUAUUUUAUUUUCAAUGUAAUUCCGUCUAAACUAUACAAAAUAUUCGUAGAUCGGUAAUAAGUUCAAUAUGAUAGUCUGACCGGUGUGACUGUACGGUUCAUUUAUUUACUUGUGGCUUAAAUCAUCUGCCUGGACAAAUUUCAUUGUAUUUGCGAUGUUUAACCCCGAUUUUAAUGACUACCAACUGACUUCGAUAAUCACUGAGAGUUCUGGGGGCGUAGCGGUAGUGUACUCAGCACUUUACAAGCCCAAUAAGCAACAUGUUGCUGUUAAAAGAUACUUCGUUGAUAAUAGCAAGGAAAAUGCUAACCUGAUCCAGCAAGACAUCUUAACCCGCAAAGAACUGCAGCACCAGAACAUUCUUCUAUACUUGACUUCUUUUGUCCAUGGCCGAGAACUGUAUGUAGUGUCUCCUCUGAUGACAUUUGGGUCCUGCCGAGAUGUCUUGGACCGGUACUUCCAUGAGGGCUUGCCGGAACUGGCCUGUGCUAUAAUACUGAGAGAUGUGCUCCUAGCAUUACAAUACUUGCAUAAACAGUUGUACAUACAUAGAAGCGUCCGGGCGUCGCACGUGCUAUUAAGCGACAACGGCAGCGUGCGUCUGUCGGGGCUGCGCAGCGCGGCGCCGCUCGUCCUGCGGGGGCGCCGGCAGCGCCGCUUGCAUACCCUCCCCCCGCCCGACCCCGACAACGCCAACCUCAUGUGGCUUAGCCCGGAGCUGCUGGAGCAGAAUUUGAAAGGAUACGACGAGCGCUCGGACAUCUACUCGCUCGGCGUCCUAUGUUGCGAGCUCGGUAACGGCGCCGUGCCCUUCGCGGAGGUGCCCACCACCCUCAUGUUCACUGAGAAAGUGCGCGGUUCGCGCCCGCAGCUACUCGACUGCUCCACCUUCCCGCAGCCCGCGGCCCACGAGGUCAAAAGUAUGUACAAUACAGACCCCGGCGUGGGCGACAGCGCGGAGUGCGGCGUGGCGCGGCUGCGCGCGCUCUACUCGGCGCGGAAACUGUCCGACGCCUUCCACCACCUCAGCGAGCAGGCGCUGCAGAGGGACCCAGAAAAAAGGCCGUCGGCGGUACAGCUCCUUAACCACCAGUUCUUCAGGCAGAUCCGCAAAACUGACUUCCUGCCUAGCCUCAUCGGCCGCGUCAAGCCCAUCAAACCUGACCAAGAUGACAUGUCCGCUCUUCUUUUACAAGAGAAAAUGUCCGAAAUGGAGAUAGAGAAGACGACGGAAUGGGACUUCUAAGCACAUACUUACUGACAAUACGGAUAUGGGAACAUAGCUCUGCCCCUUAUAAGGCCGAGUCGCAUAUAUGUAUAUCAAUUACUAGUAUAGUAUACAACUCAAAUCAUCUCGUCUGUUGUCAGACGUGAGUAUUGAAAA
This is a messenger RNA of Cydia strobilella, 1446 nucleotides long. RefSeq names its product STE20-related kinase adapter protein alpha (gene Stlk). Bases 217 to 1308 code for a protein of 363 amino acids. The record is from RefSeq and is a predicted model, not a curated record. Gene Ontology annotation, biological process: activation of protein kinase activity; protein phosphorylation; protein export from nucleus. Gene Ontology annotation, cellular component: serine/threonine protein kinase complex. Lineage: Eukaryota; Metazoa; Arthropoda; Insecta; Lepidoptera; Tortricidae. The transcript has 7 exons. Gene Ontology annotation, molecular function: ATP binding; protein serine/threonine kinase activator activity; protein kinase activity.